This is a messenger RNA of Ostreobium quekettii, 654 nucleotides long. The record is from the annotation of a GenBank genome assembly. Lineage: Eukaryota; Viridiplantae; Chlorophyta; Ulvophyceae; Bryopsidales; Ostreobiaceae.
AUGAUAGCUACAUCAGAAACUUGCCGGACCCCUUUUGGGCUGUCCCUUUCGAGUGGUCCAAAUUGUAAAGACAACAACUAUCAAGGAAUACGGCCUGGUCAGGUGGGUGCUGUUACCUGUGUUGCCUGUUCAGGGUCUGUGAAUUUAGCCCUGAAUUCUGUCGGUUACACUGUUGGGCGUGUUGGCUGUCAUGUGUGCAGGAUGGAGCGGUGGGAAAGCGGAAAUGCGGACGACAUAGCGGCUGGGCGCCUGGCAUAUCCCAGCGGGCACACGGCCUACUCAUUUGCGACCAUGACUGUGGUCGCAUGGUAUCUAGUUGGGAAACUGGAUUUGUUUCACGCAACUCACAGGGGGCAGUUUGUUGUGGGUGUGGUGCCACUAAUACCAGUAGGCAUCGCGUCAUACAUCGGCCUGUCGAGGACGCUGGAUUACGUGCACGAUUUCUCGGACAUAAACGCCGGCGGCCUCAUUGGACUCGCCUGCGGGACAUACGCGUACUUCCUCAACUACCCCAGCCCUUUCUCCAAGAACUGCCACGAGCCCAGACUGCGCUCUCGUUCAGUGGAAAUUGCGGACAAACUAGCGCAUCCCGAUGACCAUGGAGAGCAGGAGCUCCAGCGCUCUGGGCUUUUGCCAACUGAGGGGGCCUCUUGA